Messenger RNA from Colletotrichum destructivum, 1274 nucleotides. Its product is annotated as Putative phytanoyl-CoA dioxygenase. Bases 295 to 1176 code for a protein of 293 amino acids. The record is from RefSeq and is a predicted model, not a curated record. NCBI's taxonomy places the organism in Eukaryota, Fungi, Ascomycota, Sordariomycetes, Glomerellales, Glomerellaceae. The transcript has a single exon.
CGCGACGACAAGGUGGGAACACCCGGCAACCUCCCCGCCGUUCUUAUCUCACAUCGAACCACUCGCGCUACAGUGGUACUGUCUAAUAUACCAAGCCAUUCAUUCACCGCACCCCACUUCAGGUCGGGAUCCUUCCGCUACGGAGACGGCCGCUGCAACGUUGCAAGCAGACCUCGCGCCGACCUAGGAGCCCACGGAGUGCUGCCACGAGAACACAGCGAAGAGCAACAUCUCGGAGUGCUUAUAGCUGACAAUCACCAUCUCACCACAACCGGGCAAGAUAGCCCACGCAAGAUGACUGUCCCUAGUCUGCUCGACCGCCUCAACAGAGACGGCUUUGUCGUCGUGUCUUCGAUCCUCACCGAAGACCAACUCACGAAGCUCCGGGACGCUACUCAAAAGGCCACGGCGCUGGCCCGAGCCGGCAAAUGGCCCAAUGUCCGAACUCUUCCGAAGCAGUUUCCUCCGUGGCCAACUGCCACGCCAGAAGCACCACCCCAAGGCAUCUGGGGGGUGCAGAGCAUGAUGCACCCUGAUAUGCCCAACAGCGACAUCUUUGUCCAGACCUACUUCUCGGAUGCCGUCAUAGAGCCUACUAAGCAGCUUCUGCAAUGCAGCGACAACGAUCUCGUAAUGGAAUUGUUCAACCUGCUUGUCCGGCCGGACCAAGACUUCGAGCUCCGGUGGCACAGAGACGACAUUCCGGCGACAGCCACCCCGGAACAAGAGCUGGACCGGCUCAAUAAGCCGGCGUAUUCGGCACAAUGGAAUCUAGCUCUUUACGACGAUAACAGCCUCAUUGUUGUCCCGGGUUCGCACACCAGGGCCAGAACAGACCUCGAGCGCAACGCGGAUCCGUAUGAGAAGGAAAUUCCGAACCAACUGCUCGUCGAGCUGAAGGCGGGCGACAUCGUCUUCUAUAACAACAAUAUCCUGCACCGCGGCGCGUAUGUCGCCAACAAGGAGCGCAUGACACUGCACGGAAGCGCGGGUCACGUCAAGGGCAGCAGCCUCCGAGCACGCAACGUGCUCCAACACGGGCUCAAGGACUGGGUGGACAGGGUCGACCUGGGUGCGUUGGGCGAGAGGGAGAGGGCGAGGGCCAAGAACAUGCGGAGAAUGCUGGUCGAGAUGGGACAUGAAGCGGGGGAAGUGGGAUACUCUCUUGAGGGGUAAGAUAAGAUAUGGACCUUGUUACGAAGCCGACGUGGCCCCGACGCUGGCCGCGGUAAUGCCAGAAAUGCAAGAGUUCCAAGGUCAAGAGUCUUGGGUUU